AUGUCAGGACCCGGUUCUCCGUGUGGUGCCUGUAAAGUAUUAAGAAGAAAAUGUACCAAAUCAUGCGUUUUCGCCCCUUACUUCUGCCAUGAAGAAGGACCUACUAAUUUUGCAGCUAUCCAUAAAGUUUUUGGUGCUAGUAAUGCCUCAAAACUUCUGGCCCAGCUUCCGGUUAGUGACCAUUAUGGGGCUGUCGAUACACUUUUAUAUGAAGCUCAAGUUAGGCUUCAAGAUCCUAUUUAUGGCUGUGUAUCCUACAGUUUUUCCCUCCAACAGCAGGUCCUCGAUCUUCAAUUUCAUCUACCUUUAUUAGAGGAAUUACUAUUUGCAAACUCUUAUACAAAUCCUCUCAAUAUCUAUGGUUGGAAUGGUUAG
Molecule: messenger RNA, 375 nt
Organism: Diospyros lotus (date-plum)
Lineage: Eukaryota; Viridiplantae; Streptophyta; Magnoliopsida; Ericales; Ebenaceae
Product: LOB domain-containing protein 29-like
Exons: 2
Coding region: 1-375 (124 amino acids)
Biological process (GO): hormone-mediated signaling pathway; positive regulation of DNA-templated transcription
Cellular component (GO): nucleus
Source: RefSeq, a predicted model, not a curated record